AUGUCUCGACACAAGUUAGUGAAAGCUCUAGACUUGGACGAGGAGCUUGAUGACUUCGAUGGAGGCGCCGAUUCUGAUUAUGGGGAGGAGGUCGGUGCCGAGGAUAAAGAGCACUUACGUCUAGGCACUGCUAAAGUACGGGAUGUACUCGGACCGGAAGUAUCCAUCACCGACAGGGAGAUUGAGGAUUCAUUAUGGCAUUACUACUACGAUGUUGAUAAGACUACGCCUAAGAAGGCGAGGAAACAGAAGGUGAAUUCGGACGUCAAUAAAUCAGAUGACUUUUUCCGCGAUUCUCCGUGGCUCAACAUCCCAGAGGACCGCCGUGGAGAAAUUCUUAUUGAGCCUUUAUAUCCUCGAGGUAGAUUAAUGGGGGGCUCAUCAAAGUCGGAUGGUGCCCCAAAGUCCAAACUUGCUGCUCUAGCUGCGGCUCGCAAGAAGAAAGAGAAUCAAAGGGCCGAAGAUGGACAGAAUGCCACAAACUCCGUUGCUCUUCUGGACAAGCUUAGUGGCAAGCCACGACAAGGAAAGCCCGAUUGUGCUUCAGACAUAUCGAGCCCCAAACCUUUGAUUGCGAUCACCGAGCAGACUAUGAACGAGCAACCGAGGAAAUAUCCAAGGCGAAAGUCAAAAGGGCUGAAGUCGCCACAGGAUGAUCAGCCAGCAAAGGAGGCUUUUAAGAAGUCGGAUUCUCUGGCUAGUCCAGACGUCGACAAACAGCCUGAGAUCACACCGGCAGCAGACCCAUCAGUAUUUGCACAGACCAUCUUUGCCGCCCCUGCAGUGUCACAACAGCAUGAUCUUCAGACUUCAGAUCGUUAUGUGUUAGGUCCUGAUACAUAUGCUGAAUUUGAUUUUGCAGGACCAAGCCCUGAUGACGUUGUCACAAAAGCGCAAAACACUAAAAGACCAACCCAAAAGCCGGUCAAACAGCCACCACAGCCUUCAUCCGGCGAUGAAAGCGUCAAUGCUAUUUUCCAAGGCGUAGGGGUUGUUGCUAUUGAAGAGCCCAAGGUGAAGGGGAAGAACCUCGAUGUCAUGGCGGAAUUCGAAAGGUCGAAGCCCAAGAACGCCGCGAACUUUGUGGUAAUUGGCCAUGUUGACGCGGGAAAGAGUACAUUGAUGGGUCGUCUCCUUUAUGAUCUGAAAGUGGUCGACCAAAGGACUCUGGACAAGUACCGCAAAGAAGCCGAAAGGAUCGGUAAAGCAUCGUUCGCUCUAGCCUGGGUGCUAGAUCAGGGCACCGAAGAGCGAAGUCGUGGCGUCACCAUCGACAUUGCCAUGAACAAGUUCGAAACAGAAAGUACCAGCUUCACAAUCCUCGAUGCCCCAGGUCACCGAGACUUCAUACCCAAUAUGAUCGCUGGGGCCAGCCAAGCCGACUUCGCCGUCCUUGUCAUUGACGCCAGCACAGGAAACUUCGAAUCGGGUCUCAAAGGCCAGACCAAAGAACAUGCCUUGCUCGUCCGCAGCAUGGGUGUCCAACGCAUCGUUAUCGCAGUCAAUAAAUUAGACACCAUUCAAUGGUCCCAAGACCGCUUUGAUGAAAUAUCCCAGCAAGUCUCCGCCUUCCUCACAACCGCAGGCUUCCUAGCAAAAAAUCUCGCUUUGGUCCCAUGCGCAGGCCUCACAGGCGACAAUAUUGUCCGCAAAGCAGAAGACCCUCAAGCUUCGUGGUAUACCGGCGCUCCGCUCAUUUCACUACUUGAAUCCUCUGAGCCCGUCACCCGUGCCCUGGAAAAACCUCUACGCAUGACCGUUGAUGACAUCUUCCGUGGUGGCGUGCAGAAUCCCCUUUCUAUCUCCGGCAGACUGGAUGCUGGCAAUGUCCAGAUUGGCGACACUGUUGUCAUAAUGCCCGCCAGCCAGACUGCCUCCAUCAAAGGCCUUGAAGUCGACUCAGAACCCUCAGACUGGGCCGUAGCUGGCCAGAAUGUCAUACUGCAUCUCGCAGACAUCGAAGCCAAAUACCUGAAAUCUGGCGACGUCGUCUGCCCACCUGCCGUCCCCAUUCAAUGCGUCACGUCGUUCACAGUUAAGAUACUAGCAUUCGAGCAUAUCACACCAAUGCAUUGCGAAGUUCACAAAGGAAGGUUGCAUGCGCCAGGGAGGGUCACAAAACUGGUGGCCCAGCUGGAUAAGGCGUCUGGUGCUGCUGUCAAGGGGAAGAAACCUAGAUUGAUUAAGCCAGGAAGUGUAGCGAGGGUGCAUGUUGAGGUAGAUGAUCCCAUUCCGUUGGAGCAGGGAGGGAGAGUCAUUUUGAGAGCCGGCGGCGAGACUAUAGGAGCAGGGCUUGUGGAGUGA
Letharia lupina is the source of this 2304-nucleotide messenger RNA. RefSeq lists its product as uncharacterized. Lineage: Eukaryota; Fungi; Ascomycota; Lecanoromycetes; Lecanorales; Parmeliaceae. Gene Ontology annotation, biological process: translation. Gene Ontology annotation, molecular function: GTP binding; GTPase activity. The transcript has 4 exons. The record is from RefSeq and is a predicted model, not a curated record. Bases 1 to 2304 code for a protein of 767 amino acids.